CAACUUUUAGACAGGAAAAUAUCUACACACGUAUAUGAAUUGAAGUAAACUGUAUUUGUAAUACAUGACCAGAACAAAUUAUACUUUGGUGACUGAGUUCAUCCUGCUGGGAUUGGCAGACACACUGGAGCUACAACUUAUCCUCUUCUUGCUCUUUUUUGUGAUAUACACACUGACAGUUUGGGGGAAUAUUGGGAUGAUCCUCUUAAUCAGGAGUGAUUCCCGACUCCACACACCCAUGUAUUUCUUCCUGGCUAACCUGUCCUUUGUGGAUGUGUGUUAUUCCUCCACCAUCACCCCAAAGAUGCUGGUGGAUUUACUGUCAGAGAAGAAAACCAUCUCCUUUGCUGGCUGCUUUCUGCAGAUGUACUUCUUCAUUGCCUUGGCCACAACUGAAUGCCUCCUCUUUGGGCUGAUGGCCUAUGAUCGCUAUGUGGCCAUAUGCAACCCUCUGCUUUACCCAGUGGUCAUGUCCAGGACAGUCUGCCUGAAAAUGGCAGCAGGGGCUUUCACAGCGGGACUGUUGAACUCCAUGGUGAACACGAGCUAUGUGAGCAGGCUGCCAUUCUGUGGUCCCAAUGUCAUUCACCACUUCUUCUGUGACAGCCCCCCACUCUUUAAGCUCUCAUGUUCUGACACACACCUGAAUGAAAACAUGACCAGAACAAAUUAUACUUUGGUGACUGAGUUCAUCCUGCUGGGAUUGGCAGACACACUGGAGCUACAACUUAUCCUCUUCUUGCUCUUUUUUGUGAUUUACACACUGACAGUUUGGGGGAAUGUUGGGAUGAUCCUCUUAAUCAAGAGUGAUUCCCGACUUCACACACCCAUGUAUUUCUUCCUGGCUAACCUGUCCUUUGUGGAUGUGUGUUAUUCCUCCACCAUCACCCCAAAGAUGCUGGUGGAUUUAUUGUCAGAGAAGAAAACCAUCUCCUUUGCUGGCUGCUUUCUGCAGAUGUACUUCUUCAUUGCCUUGGCCACAACUGAAUGCCUCCUUUUUGGGCUGAUGGCCUAUGAUCGCUAUGUGGCCAUAUGCAACCCUCUGCUUUACCCAGUGGUCAUGUCCAGGACAGUCUGCCUGAAAAUGGCAGCAGGGGCUUUCACAGCGGGACUGUUGAACUCCAUGGUGAACACGAGCUAUGUGAGCAGGCUACCAUUCUGUGGUUCCAAUGUCAUCCACCACUUCUUCUGUGACAGUCCCCCACUCUUUAAGCUCUCAUGUUCUGACACACACCUGAAUGAAAGCAUCUUUUCCACUUUUGCUGGAGUGAACAUGGUGGGUGUUCUGCUGGUCAUCCUCGCGUCCUACUCCUACAUUCUCUUCUCCAUCUUUCGUAUGCAUUCCGGGGAGGGACGACACAAAGCUUUCUCAACCUGUGCCUCUCACCUGGCAGCUGUAAUUCUGUUCUACUCCACUGCCAUCUAUACUUAUCUGAGACCUACUUCCAGCUACUCCCUGGGUCAGGACAAAGUGGCUUCUGUCUUCUACACAGUGGUGAUCCCCAUGCUGAACCCUCUGGUCUACAGCCUCAGAAAUAAAGAUGUAAAGGAGGCUUUAUACAAUGUAUUUACAAGGAAAAGGAUCCCUUCAUUUCUGUGACUGGUUGUAUUUCUCAAACCAGCAGAGUAUUUUAUGAGCUUUCAUUGACUGCUGAAGCCUACAAUUUUUCAUUAGAAUCUUUUCUAAGUAAUUUUGUUUUAUAAUAUUCAAGUGCUUUAUCAGACUUAUAUAAGACCAUGAAUCUUUCAUCUAACCAUUCUGUAUCUUCACUCAAUCCUAAAAAUUAAAGCUUAUUUAUAAUGAAAUCUUAUCUAGUGAAAGAAAGGUAUUGACUAUUUAGAGAAAAUGUCACAAUAUCACUUAAAACUAUCAAUAGUAUUUGUAAUUACGCAUUUAUUUUUCC
Molecule: messenger RNA, 1904 nt
Organism: Phyllostomus discolor (pale spear-nosed bat)
Lineage: Eukaryota; Metazoa; Chordata; Mammalia; Chiroptera; Phyllostomidae
Product: olfactory receptor 5F1-like
Exons: 2
Coding region: 65-1600 (511 amino acids)
Biological process (GO): G protein-coupled receptor signaling pathway; sensory perception of smell
Cellular component (GO): membrane
Molecular function (GO): olfactory receptor activity; odorant binding; G protein-coupled receptor activity
Source: RefSeq, a predicted model, not a curated record